CUCCUUCAGCUCUUUGGAACAAACAGAUGCUUUCACCUCCUGGUUCGUAGCAGUGCUGCUGCAGCUUCACGGCAGUCAGGACGAGAACAUGUUUGUCACUAUCCUGUUUGGAGAUGUCGCAAUGUCAAGAUAUUUUUCUUGACAGACAGCAAGAUGGAGAUGUUCAAUCUCAACUGUAAGCUGAUAAACUUCCUCCAUCACUUAAAGGAGCGCUGCGGUCUGGACUUCAAAGAGUGUGUGGACCUGAUGGACAGCAGUGGCAGAGUGAUGAACCUGGAGGGGAAGCAGCAGAGUAUGGCUCUGACCAGCAGCGUGCUGGAGGAGAGGCAGUACUACGUCCUCCUGCGAGUGUGCAGAGAUGACGAUACUGGAGGCCGCAAAUAUGUGUCUCUCCUUAACAACUUCAGCCAGAAUCAUCCUGAGUUAACAGAGCUGCUGAGGAAACUGGCGAACCCCGACCAGGAGCGAGACCGGAAGACCAGAGGAGGACGGACACAGAGGAGCGGUCCUGCCAAACAAACCAGGAGCAAAAACAUCUCCGCAAAUAGCAGCAGACAACAAAAGAAAUAGCUUCUAUACGAGCCAUGACGGACUUUUGAGUCUGAUUUCUUCUCCACUUUUCUGUAGAAAACCUACAACAUAAUACCUGAUGUAUUUACACAUUAACAGACUAGCAGUAUAUUACGUCCUGUUUUUAUGCAAACAGGAAUUCAGCAAAUGCAUGUUUUCUGUUUUAGUUGUCUGUACUACUGGGUCGUAAGCAACACUGUAUGAGAAGACGGUUGAGACAGUGUUCACUGACAGUAACAAGAAAGAAGUAAGAAGAAAU
Messenger RNA from Chelmon rostratus (copperband butterflyfish), 829 nucleotides. RefSeq lists its product as uncharacterized. The coding region runs from base 154 to 570 and encodes 138 amino acids. The transcript is spliced from 5 exons. The record is from RefSeq and is a predicted model, not a curated record. NCBI's taxonomy places the organism in Eukaryota, Metazoa, Chordata, Actinopteri, Chaetodontiformes, Chaetodontidae.